AUAAAUACCCUUCUGCUAACAGUUUCCUCAGGAAAUUCUCAACGAGCUCCAACCAAGUCGCUCUAAGCACUGCAUCGUCUUUCUCACACUCACUUUAACCCCCUAUAUUCCUUCACUUUCCAGAGAAAAUGUUCCGGGGGAUGGGAAAAUGCAACAGCAUCCGCCGCAUUGUCAGGAUCCGACAGAUGCUCCAGGGCUGGCGCGAGAAGUCGCUCAUCACGGCCUCACGUGCGCCGUCCGAUGUUCCGGCUGGACACGUGGCGGUCUGCGUGGGGAGCAGCUGCAAGAGAUUCAUCGUACGCGCGACGCACCUGAACCACCCGAUCUUUAAGAGGCUUCUCGUGCAGGCAGAGGAGGAGUACGGGUUCUCGAACCAAGGCCCUCUAGCGAUCCCGUGCGACGAGUCGCUCUUCGAGGAGGUCAUCCGAGUCGUGUCUAGUAACUCAUCCCGGUCCUCGAGUCUGGAAGACUUUCAGAGGUGCUGCCACGUGGAAAUCCGGAGCCAUCUUAACUUCUUGGGUGAAUCCAGGCCGUUGCUUUGCGCGCCUUCUGAAAAAUCAAUCUGCUGAAAUAAAUAUCAACUGAUAUUAGAAUUUAUUAAUAGUAUAAAUUAUUUAGUUGGGUUA
This is a messenger RNA of Carya illinoinensis, 626 nucleotides long. RefSeq names its product auxin-induced protein 15A-like. The record is from RefSeq and is a predicted model, not a curated record. Lineage: Eukaryota; Viridiplantae; Streptophyta; Magnoliopsida; Fagales; Juglandaceae. Gene Ontology annotation, biological process: response to auxin. The transcript has a single exon. Bases 129 to 569 code for a protein of 146 amino acids.